Molecule: messenger RNA, 2619 nt
Organism: Ylistrum balloti
Lineage: Eukaryota; Metazoa; Mollusca; Bivalvia; Pectinida; Pectinidae
Product: U3 small nucleolar RNA-associated protein 25 homolog
Exons: 21
Coding region: 1-2163 (720 amino acids)
Biological process (GO): maturation of SSU-rRNA from tricistronic rRNA transcript (SSU-rRNA, 5.8S rRNA, LSU-rRNA)
Cellular component (GO): nucleolus; small-subunit processome
Molecular function (GO): U3 snoRNA binding; rRNA binding
Source: RefSeq, a predicted model, not a curated record
AUGGGCCCAAGACGGCAUGGAUGGGGUGGAAAGAAAAGACAUAAAAAAACAAAAAGGCCAGCAAAGAAACAGAAAACUGAAAAUGGCAAGAGAUCACUACCAGAAAAGCCAAGUGAAACCAGAGAGGCAUCUCAGGAGGUGCUAGAAUCCAGCUCGUCUGAAAGUGAAGAGGAGAUAAGUGACUACCAGAAACUUAUGUUCUCCAUCAAGACUUCAGGUGCUGGUACAGAUGAUGCAGAAUCAAGUGAGGAAGAAGAUGAUGAUGUAGGUGACAAUAACAAAGAUGAGAAUGAAGAUGAUAAUAUCAGUGAUGAUGAGUUAGAAGAAGAAGAUGAAGAGAUGGAUAAUGUUAAUGAGGUGAAGGGAAAAGUCAUGGCAACAAAAAAUAUAGAGGAGGAGGAAGAGGUCAUUGGGAGUGAUGAAGAUGAAGAGCAUUUCCAAAUGAAAGAAUCAGAUCCUUUCAGCAUUCAUUUUGAAAAUGACAAAGAGGAAGACUUAAUCACAGAUUUGGAGAAGAAAGAAUCAUGGAAGAAAUCGAAUACAAAGGUCCCACAUAUCGGCAGUGCCUCUGUCAUGACCUCAACACACCAGUCCAAAGUCAACUCCACAGACCGGGACCUAAAGAAGCAAUAUGUGAAGUCUAAGCUGUGUACUCAGGUGUUAGAGACAAAUAAGAAACAGUGUGAUGUGGAACAGGACUUUGGAGACUAUCCUUUGACUGGUUUCCAGGAAAGCUUGUUUAAGAUUAUCAAUAAUUAUCAGGACCUGUAUCUACCUAACAGAACGAUUUCUAAUGGAGAACAGAUUCGUCUUGUAUAUUGUCUUCAUGCUCUCAACCAUGUCCUUAAAACUAGAAGUCGGGUCAUUACCCAUAACACUAAGCUGAAGAAACGAGGCGAAGACCAAACAGAUUCCAGUGAAUACAGAGAUCAGGGCCUAACUCGUCCAAAAGUCCUAAUAGUUCUUCCAUUCAGAGAAGCUGCUCUUCGUGUGGUUAAGAUGAUGACUAGUCUGUUGAUACCCAAGGACCAGAAACAUGUGAUUGGUAAUAGAAAAAGAUUUUACUCAGAAUAUACAGAACUGGAUAAAGAUAUCAAGAAACCAGCAAACAAACCUGCUGAAUACGACGAAAUAUUUUCCGGAAAUAUUGAUGAUCAUUUCCGUGUAGGCAUUAGUGUAGCCAAAAACACCCUCAAACUGUAUACACCUUUCUACAGUUCUGACAUCAUUCUCGCUUCACCUCUUGGUUUACGCACAGUGAUUGGAGCAGAGGGAGAUAAGGAACGUGACUAUGACUUCCUGAAUUCCAUUGAGCUCCUGAUAUUUGAUCAAGCUGACAUCUUCCUGAUGCAGAACUGGGACCACAUUACUCACCUGAUGAAGCAUCUCCACCUUCAACCAUCAGAAGCUCAUGGUGUGGACUUCUCUCGCGUCAGGAUGUGGACUGUUAAUGGCUGGUCCAAGUUUUACAGACAGACUCUGAUGUUCAGCUCAGUGGGAGCUCCUCAGAUUAAUGCCAUCUUCAAUAGACACUGUUACAAUUACGCAGGCAUGAUGAUGAUAACACGCCCCAAUACCAGUGGAACAAUCUGUCAGAUUGUUAUACAGCUGCCACAGACUUACCACAAAGUAAAGACUACCAGUUACUCCUCGGCGGCUGAUGACCGAUUCGAGUUCUUCAUCAAGAAGAUACUGCCGCACCAAAAGGAAGCACUGAAAGCACAGACGCUGCUAUUUGUUCCGUCCUAUUUCGACUUUGUCAGACUCCGUAAUCAUUUUGUCCGAGAAGAUUUGGACUUUUCACAGAUCUGCGAGUAUUCUAGUGACAAAAAUAACUCUCGGUCAAGGAGCUACUUCUUCCAUGGAAAUGCCCACUUCCUGUUGUACACUGAGAGAGCACAUUUCUUUAAGAGAUUCAAGUUACGAGGUAUCCGCCAUAUCGUGUUCUAUGAACUACCCACUUACCCACACUACUACAGCGAGUUGUGUAACAUGAUUCAGGACUUGCACAGUCUGAAGGAGGGUGAUACAUGUACUUGUACAGCAAUGUACACUCCAUAUGACGCACAGAAACUGGCUGAGGUUGUGGGCACCAACAGAACUUCCAUCAUGAUUAACUCUAGUAAAACUACACACAUGUUUGUAACAGGGGAUGAUACGUGACACCACUUCAAUUCAUAGGACAAAUCUUAAAAUGUAUUCAGGGCAAAAUUUUAAACAAACUGUGCGAACAUUUUGUAAAUCAAUAUUUUAUUCCUGGAUUGUAACUGCACUAAGACUCUUUCUUUUAGUUUUUUUAAAACGAAUAUCUCUCAUUUUUCCAAUGGGAUCAGUGAAACAAUGAUGAAAAUGUCAGAAAUUAUAUCUUUCUGAAACAACUGAUAACAUAUGCUUAUGCAAAAGUAUUUGAACCAUAACUUAUUCUAGCUAUUGUAUAUGAAUAGCAAGUCUGUUGCCAUAGAUUUUCUGACAUGGUUAAAGUCACAUUUUCAAGCAUUAUGAAUGUCUUAUUAUGAAUUAUUAAUGUUCAGAUGUUUGGUAUCAGUACCAAUUCUAUUUCUUUAAUAUUAUCUUGUUGUCUAAGAAAAUAAUAUGAAUAAACUGUCGUAUAAUACACUA